GUACCGCUUGCAUUAUGAGAUUUUAUGGGUUCCUUGGCAUUGAACAUUGUCAUGAUAAAAACCGUCUGCUGUCGGCUCUAGCAAGUAAUCGCAUAAAAACGAGGAAACCUUAAAGACAAAAUCCAGGAGGAGCUUGUCACUUUGUAAGGCAAUUACCAGCGGCAAUCACAGUCUUGAACUUGAUGCCCUCUCAAUAGGGUUGUAGCUUCAUGAAUGGUCUACUAUGGAUCCAUCAAAGCCCGAAAGUUAAACGCCUUUGGGAAUUUACUGUUCUUUAAAUGAGUGCAACUGAGAAAAUGAGGUAGCAACAAACAAUUUAACCCGCUGCCAGUAAACAUUGGUUCUUGUCUGCUUCUGUCUUUAUCUUCUCGUGAGUUUAAAAAAAAAAACCCAAGAAAACACGCAAGAAAAUCCGCACAUUCGACACCAGGGAGGAAGCUUCCUUGUUCCCUGGUUUCAAGUUAACUUCAAGAAAAAAGUCAGCGAGAGUUAGCUAGACAGCCUCCAAGUUGGAUCCACACCACACGGCAGAAGACUGAAAGGCAUGACCUUUGUGUGAACUUUCCACAGUUUUACCCCCAUGCUUACCAAUCGCAAACAGUUAAAAACUCUUCCAACGCUCUUCCACUGCCUCUUCCACAAAGUUGACUUGACUUACUUUGCUUCCUUCCUGCUAUCUUCCCCUUUUAACGUUUUCCUUGUUUUUGUGUUACUUAUUCUUCCUUACCUCUCUUUGUCUCUCUGCAAUGGCUCCUCUUUCUUUGUUUUCCUUGUUUCCUUGUUUCUUUCUACUUCUUUCCCCUGCCAUUUCAACCAACUCUGAAGGAAAUGCUUUACAUGCUUUGAGAAGAAGGCUUUCUGACCCCACCAAUGUGUUGCAGAGUUGGGACCCUACUCUUGUCAAUCCCUGCACUUGGUUUCAUGUCACCUGUGAUUCCAACAAUCAUGUGAUUCGUUUGGACUUAGGGAACUCUAAUAUGUCUGGGACUUUGGGGCCUGAGCUAAGUCAACUCCAGCAUCUGCAGUACUUGGAGCUUUAUAAAAAUGACAUACGAGGGAAAAUUCCGAAGGAGUUGGGAAAUCUGAAGGACCUUGUCAGCUUGGAUAUGUAUGGUAACAGAUUUGAAGGAGAAAUACCGAAGUCUUUUGCCAAACUGAAGUCACUGAGAUUCCUUCGUCUUAACAACAACAAACUGACGGGAUCCAUUCCAAGGGAGCUCACUACCCUCUCAAAUCUUAAAAUAUUUGAUGUUUCUAAUAAUGAUCUCUGUGGAACAAUUCCAGUUGAUGGCCCUUUUGCAAUGUUUUCAAUUCAAAGCUUUGAAAACAACAAACGCCUUAAUGGACCGGAGCUGAAAGGACUUGUUCCUUAUGACUUUGGCUGCUGAAGAAGCUAGCGUUCAUGGAACUUACAUACCAUGACUGCAAAAAAUGUGAUGCCAUGCCAUAUGCCGAUAUCUAUGAUUUAGCGGUGGGACUGACCGCAAGUUUUAUGUAGUAGUUGAUAAUGGUAUUCUGUAUCUAUAUAGCCUGCAAAAAUAAUAUGGUUUGAGUUUUAAAAUCUCAAAUUUUAACAAGUUUUGCAGAGAAAUAUCUUUGCUAGAAUUAGUAAUGAUAUAUCAAUGUGAAUCUAAAAUCUU
Messenger RNA from Durio zibethinus, 1640 nucleotides. Its product is annotated as leucine-rich repeat protein 2-like. NCBI's taxonomy places the organism in Eukaryota, Viridiplantae, Streptophyta, Magnoliopsida, Malvales, Malvaceae. The record is from RefSeq and is a predicted model, not a curated record.